This is a messenger RNA of Harpegnathos saltator (Jerdon's jumping ant), 1134 nucleotides long. Its product is annotated as retinol-binding protein pinta. Gene Ontology annotation, molecular function: phosphatidylinositol bisphosphate binding. Gene Ontology annotation, cellular component: membrane. Lineage: Eukaryota; Metazoa; Arthropoda; Insecta; Hymenoptera; Formicidae. Bases 158 to 1069 code for a protein of 303 amino acids. The transcript has 8 exons. The record is from RefSeq and is a predicted model, not a curated record.
UCUUCCUUCCUGCAAGGAACAUCUCCUGCUCCUCUCGUAGUGUAUUCUCAAAUUAUAUACAAUCGUGGACAAAAUUAAGUGGAUGAAGGUAUCAUAAAUAACAAAAGAUUGUACUUGUAAAAUUAUUCCGUGAGGUGCGGACAAUAUUCUGGACAUUAUGAAAUUAGAAAAUAUUACGAUUGAAGAAGCGGUGGAGAUAGCUGGAGGGAACAAAAAACUCUAUGAAGAGAAGUUCGAUAAAUUUCGACAAUGGUUGAAACAACAAGUUCAUCUUCCUCAAGACAUCUCAGAUAAUCGAUUACGGAUCACGCUUUUAACUUCAAAAUUGAAUCUAGAGAAAGCUAAAAAACGUUUAGAUUCGCAAUACACACUUCGUACCUUGCUUCCUGAGUUUUUCACCAACUAUGACCCGCAGAAUGAUAACAUCGCUCUAGUACACAAAUGUCUACAAUGGGUAAUUCUACCAAAGCUGACGCCAGAAAAAUAUCGAAUUACUUUUUUCCGAUUUAUAAGCGAAGACGCUUCUAUCUUUCAUCUUGCGGAUCUGAUGAAAUACACAUGCAUGUUAACAGACGUACGUAUAGAUAUAGAGGAAGACAUGGUAAAUUCUGAUAUUUUAAUAGCUGAUUUUGCUUAUUUUACUUUUAAUCAUUUGCUUAAAUACAUACCAAGCCUUGUUAGAAAGAUUGACCUUUGCACGGAAGCAUACGGUUUGAGAUACAAAGGAAUUUAUAUAAUAAACGCACCGUCUUAUAUCGGUAGAUUCUUACAGUUAAUAAAAACGUUUAUGAGUCCAAAAAUUUAUGAGAGAGUGAAAGUUUUCGAAUCCGGAAUAGAAUCAAUAUGUGAAAUGAUAUCAAAGUCCAAUUUACCCGCGGAUUACGGCGGUGAAGAACCGUCAUUGGAAGCUCUAGCAGAUAUGUGGCAUGCGAAAUUAUUGGAACGAAGAGAAUGGUUACUGGAGCAAGAAAAAGUUAAGAGCAACGAGUCCCUACGAACUGAUCACGUAAUAAAUGCGGAUGAAUUAUUUGGAGUUAAUGGGACAUUUCGCAAGUUAGAAAUCGACUAAUAUCUCAAAAUUAUCUUAUCUGAUAUAUUGUGAUGUUAACGAAUUCCAACAUAUAUAACGCUAAU